Molecule: messenger RNA, 3765 nt
Organism: Pseudopipra pipra
Lineage: Eukaryota; Metazoa; Chordata; Aves; Passeriformes; Pipridae
Gene: HBEGF
Product: heparin binding EGF like growth factor
Exons: 6
Coding region: 2637-3263 (208 amino acids)
Biological process (GO): positive regulation of cell population proliferation; epidermal growth factor receptor signaling pathway
Cellular component (GO): plasma membrane
Molecular function (GO): heparin binding; growth factor activity; epidermal growth factor receptor binding
Source: RefSeq, a predicted model, not a curated record
CACAGGCCUGGGUUCCCUCUGGCACUCACAGGAUCCCACUCAUCCCACACCUUAUAAAAGCUGUGAACUGGUUUAAACUGGCCACAAACCAAUACACAGGAGCCAAGCCCAAAACAACCAUCUCAAAACAGCAGGGUCAGCCCCACGGGACCCUUUGUGGCUGGGUCCUGCCACAUCCAGCUGCCCACUUGGGCCUGGGACCAGGGGACCCACCUGCCUGCUCCGGGUGACCCACAUGGACAAGGCUGUUCCUGGGGAGUAGCGUGUCCCCAGUCCCACCUGCACCCUGCAAGGCAUUGGUGAGGCAAUGGCAGGGCCAAUCCUGAAGAGCUGGUGGCAGCAUCAGUGACUUUGCCAGGGUGCUGUGCAGCUCUUCCUUAGGAAAGCGGAUGUGGGGACAUGGUUGGGGAAGGAUGUGGCACCGCUGAGCAAAUCCAGAGCAGGGGAGUAAGGGUGUGAUGACAAGGGCCAGGAGGGUGUCAGGGCUGCAGCCUGACAGAGGGCACCUGUGUGGGCUGUGAGGGGGGAGCAGAUGGAUGUGGUCACAGCCACAGCACCCUGCCUGGGAUGGGGAGAUGGCAGGGCCACCAUCACUGUGACAACCCCCUCAGCCCUCUGCAAACAAACCACGGGGCUGUGUGCAGUGCAAACACAGUGGCAGGACCACAAACAGGACCACAAACACCUGCACCGGCACGGGCAGGCUGUGCUGGAGCCUGCUGGAGCUGGCAGGAUCUGGCCCAGGAGCAGCUGGAGCAGGGCCAGGCACCACCACAGCAGUGUUACAAUUUGGGAGAGUGCAGAGGGUGGGCAUGUGAGUCCUUGGGCUCCUGGUACCUGCCUUACAGGAGCUGAGGCCAAGGAUCAGGCCCUGGGUGCCCACCAGACUGUUUGUUCUGUUAUACCAGUGGGUGCCGUGGUGUGUGGAGUGGUGCCCUUGGCCAGGGUGGGGGACACAGGGAGACCCCUGGCAGCAGGACACGUGGUUGAGGCACCCAAACCUUCCCAGGUGUUAGCCCCCCACCUCCUGUGGGUGCUGCCCCAGCAUGGCCCCCUGGCAUAAGAUGGGGCAUGACUGGCGGCAGGUGCAGGCAGGGAGGCUGUGAGGGGCUGCAGGAGGUGGGCAGGGGUCAUGGGAGGCUCUGGGAGGCAGAGGCAGGGGGCAGGGAGCAGAGGCAGGCAGCAGAAGGCAGGCAGGAUUGGCAGCCUGCACACACCCCCCACCCUUGCCCGCUGCCAACCCUCUGUGCCAACAGCCUCCCUGGCUGCUGACGUGAGCCGGUGCCUCCCUCUCCGGAGGUGCCAGGUCAGCUGGCAAAUGCUGCUGGCACACGCCACCCGUGCACGCCUGGCCUGGCCCUGGGGAUGUGACAGGGGACUGGCAAGGACAAAAAUCCCAUCUCCAUUCAGGGACCGGGCUCCAGGGUGCAGGGCUGCCCAGGGACACAGCCCCUCACCCAGGCCACCCCCUCGCUCUGCUGCCAGAGGCUUUGGGCUGCUGAUGGCCAGAGGAGGCGGAAGGAAAAACAUCCCGCAAACAAUUGCAAAAGUCAAGUCUGAGCAAGAAGAGGAGGGCGUGAGCGGGGGGAUGCCAGAUCCGGCGGUAUUCCUUGGAGACACCAACAACAAUGGCAGGAAUAUUUUGCUCAUGCCUUGCUGAGCCCAAACCAGCCAUGGGCUGGGGGCUUGGGACCUCGAGGAACCAGCCAGGGGCUACGGCUGGCCCCAACAGGAGCCAGGGCAGGACCCUGCAUUUGCCCAGCGCUGGUGUCAGUGGUGUUUUUGGGGCUGUCACCUGGGCUGAGGGUUGGGCCAAACACAACACAUGGUUGCAAGCCCAGUGAAGGGGACAGGGAAGUGCUGGCAGUGCCCAUGCACAGAGGGCUGGGAUGAGGAUAAGGACAAUGGCUAGCUGAGGGGGGAUUGUGAGAUGAGGCUGUGAUGCUGUCAGUCACAGGAGCUCUUUAAGGGCACAAAGGUGGCCUUGGGGACAGAGAGGGUCUCUGCUACCACCUCUGGCUGCUACCACCUCCCAUGUGCAGGAUGGCGCACGGAUGGCAGUCUGUUUCCUAUCAGGGCCAGGAGGAGGUGCAGCCCUGCACCCUGAGGUCCUGCCUCUCACCUGAUGCUCCUCCUGUGAGGUGCACUCGCUCCCCUGGCACCCCCGGCCCACCCCAGGCACCCGUCCCGUCAGCCGGCGCUUGGGACCAGGGGGCGCACCGCGACCCCCCUCCUCUUCCCCUGCCUGAGGCCACGCGUUCCAGUCACAGGAAAAGGCUGGAAAGGCUGUGUCCCUCGUCCAUCGCCUGCCCUCUGCGCCCUGCAGGGACCCUGCGACUCCCAGGCUCCCGCCGCCCACCAGCAGCGGGGCGGCGGUGGCUGGUCAGGUCCUGUCCUCUCCGGGAGCGAGAACACCCCACCGAGCCCUGGCCCUGUUCCCGUCCCCGGCCGGCGGAACCCCCCUUGGGGGCGGUGGGGAAGCCCUUCCCGGGGGCGGAGCGGCCGGGCAGCCCCUCCCCGCCCCGCCCCGCCGCCCGCCGCCUUCUACCCGGCGCGGGGCCGCGCUGCUGGAGAGCGGGCACCGGAGCGGGGCCGAGCGGAGCGGGACAGGGGCUGGACGCGUGUGCCCGCGGGUCAUGGACGGGCGGGCGGUGCUGAUCCACGCGCUGCUGGCGGCAGUGUGCUCGGCGGCGGCGGGCGGGCUGCGCCGGGACGAGCUGCACAACGAGGUGCUGCACAAGGGCGGCGGUGGAGGGGGAGCGCCGGUCCCGGCCACGGCCCCGCUGCUCGGCGGCAGCCCGGAGAAGGAGGGCGGCGGAGCGGCCUCGGGGGACGACUUCAGCGAGCUGCCGAGAGUUGCCUUCCUGUCAAAGCCUCAAGGUCUGGUUACUCCCAAGAAGAAAGGGAAUGGCAAUAAAAGAAGAAAAGGCAAAGGCCUGGGGAAGAAGAGAGACCCGUGCCUGCGGAAGUACAAGGAUUUCUGUAUUCACGGCGAGUGCAAGUACAUCCGAGAGCUGGGAGCUCCCUCCUGCAUAUGCCAGCCAGGGUAUCACGGAGAGCGCUGCCACGGCCUCUUGCUGCCGGUGGAGCACCCGCCCAGCGCGUACGACCACACCACGGCUCUGGCCGUGGUUGCUGUUGUCCUGUCCUCCCUGUGUCUCGUCAUCAUCGCAGCCCUGCUGAUGCUCAGGUGUCACAAGAGGGGUGGCUACGAUGUAGAAAACGAAGAGAAAAUCAAGCUGGGCAUCACUGUGAAUCACUGAGGAUGCCGGGUGCUGGCGAGGGGUCGGCACUAAUAACGCACUUCUACCUCCUGGAAGAGGCGAGACCAGCGGGGCUGCGGCACGGCGGGGGCUCGCUGGAGCACCAGGACGGCACCCGCGGCGGGGCCGCUCGGGCAGCGGCGGCACUGCAGGAGCUUCGUGGCCACCUCCGGGGACGGGGCGGGCUCGGGGGUGGGAGGGACCGGCUGCCCGGCGGCUCUCCGUCCACUGCAGUGCCGAGAAACAAACUGUGAAAGGGAGGAGACACCGGGCUCGGGGCUUCCUUCGCCGCAGGAGGGAGGGGGGGGGAGGGUAACAGCUAUUUAACAAGAUAUUUUUCAUUUUAAAUUAUAUAUUUAUUUUAGAUAAACUGUACAUAGUAUUUAUAUUUAUUGUAGGUCUGGCCCUGCGUCCUUCGUGUAGGUUCAGGAUGACAGGGGUCAGACCUCCCUUAUUUUUUAAGUGCAAUGUAAUAUUCUAAUAAAUAACACUUUGUAACAAA